This is a messenger RNA of Heterobilharzia americana, 3447 nucleotides long. NCBI's taxonomy places the organism in Eukaryota, Metazoa, Platyhelminthes, Trematoda, Strigeidida, Schistosomatidae. The record is from the annotation of a GenBank genome assembly.
AUGAAUCGUUUACGAAGAACAUUCAGUUUUCGUAAACGUAAAAAGCAGAAUAAUAAAAGUGAAGCUGGUGAUUCCUCUAAACCACAGCAAUGGUUAGAUGAUGAAGUCAAAAUUAAGGAAGGAUUUUGUAGUUUUCAAGUUAAAUACUUAGGGAAUAUUGAAGUUUAUGAGUCAAGAGGAAUGCAAGUAUGUGAAGAAGCUAUUAAAGCUUUACGAAAGUCAAAGAAAAAACCUCAAAAAGCUAUUCUUUCUGUUAGUGGAGAUGCACUACGUGUUUCCGAUGAUGUCAGUCAGCACCUUAUUGUGGAUCAGACUAUUGAGAAAGUCUCUUUUUGUGCACCUGAUCGAAAUCAUGACAAAGGCUUCGCUUACAUAUGUCGAGAUGGUGCAACGCGUCGCUGGAUGUGUCAUGCGUUUCUGGCUGUCAAAGAGUCCGGUGAACGAUUAUCUCAUGCUGUUGGCUGUGCUUUUGCAAUAUGUCUGGAAAAGAAACAGAAACGUGAACGAGAUGCUCUUCAGUUAGAGGCUUCUGAUGAACGUCCAACUUUUGCUCGAGUCGGUUCUUUUCGACCAGCUACACUCGCUGAACGAUUACUAGAUCCUCAGUCUACAAUUACAGCUGAACCGGUACCAAUAUCGAAUAAUCUACCUUCCAACUCACCAACUGAAUUAUCCCGUGUAUCUUCACCAGUUAGUAAUAUUGGAGCUAUUCCACGUCCCCAUGCUAGUCCAUCUAUUAUUGAGCGUCAGGGUUCUCUUCGGAUAUUCCCAAAGCUUCAAGAGAAUAGUCCUUUCAAAAGAGAUCUAUCACUACGGCUUGAAGGGAUGCCUUCAAAUUUACGACGUUUAACCGGAAUAAUUCAGGGUGCACCGAUAGCUGAGGAACCAUCUGAUGCAGAUUUUGAAUCAUCGAAACAGGGAUCAAUCAUAAAAAAUAAUGAAAAAACUGAACACAAAGAAACAGUAAUAACAACAUCUGCAUCAAAUUUAAGUCCAUCUAAAAUGACUAGUCAAUCUAUUCACCUUCCAGUUGUUGUAAAUGGUUCACCUGUGACAACUCAACCUAUUAUCUCUACUCUUCAAUUGGCUAACAGUCAGACUAUUGAUUCUAAAGCAUCACAAGCGUUUAUGCCAGUCUUCUCUGAUCCUUUCGCUGCUGCACCAGUCAAUCCAGCGACAAUACAACAACACUAUCAAAUGGAAUUACAACAAUACCAACAAAAAGCUCAACAACAACAGCAAGUAAUAAAUUCACCAGUAUUAAACACUAAGAUCCUGGUUCAAGCGUCUGUUGUUUCAACAAUAAACUCUACGCCAACUUCACCCUUUCUUGGUGGACCACCAAUAGCUGCACCAACUGUAUCUUCUGUAUAUAAUCCUUCUGCAUGGAUGGUUACCUAUCCAAAAUCACAACAACAGUUGAAUAGAUCUAUAAUUCAACACAAUACACCUAGAUUCAGUUCACAUACCAGUGCAGAAGUUAUUUCUCAGUCAAGUUUAAGUAAUCCUACAAUUGGUGUAUUAAAAUCAGUUUCUCCUGUUUCUUCAGGUUCUACCAAUCCAUGGUCAGUGGGCACAACCGAUGCAAUCGGUAAUAAUAAUAAUAAUAAUAAUAAUAAUAGUAGUAGUAGUAGUGGUGGUGGUAAUAAUCAUACAACUUGGCAAACAUCUCCAUCUCUACCGUCUGCUUUACUGCCUCCAGAACCUGAUUGUUUAUCUGAUCCAUUCGAUUUAGGUUGGGUGGAUAGAGCUACAGCUGGUACUGUACUGGCUACUAAUAAUACAUCAAUAGACAGAAGUAUUGGCAAUCCUUUUGUAAUUACCAAUGGAAGCGGUUCAUUGAAUCAAGAUACACCUGUAUUGCAUAAUCAGACUACAUGAUAUAACAUUCUGUUGUUGGUAUGUAUAUAUAGUUGAAAAGAUAGAGCAUCUUGAUACAGAUUCUUAUUACUUCAUUCUUCAUCGAUUUUUUUCUAUCAACUCUACUCUUUGUCUUUGUAACCCUAUGGAUAUUGUCUUUAUUGAUUUCAAUGUUGACAAUGAUUGUGUAGUUAUUUGUCAGUAUUCAUCCAUUGGGUUAAUAGGAUUCCUUUCAUAUUCAUUGUAAUGGGUAACCAUAGUGUUUAUGGGUUCAUCUGUAAAGGAUGAUGAUUAUUUAAAAUGGACAAUGAAGUAACUGACUAGUGUGUGUAGUGUCAACAUACUUAUUAUUAUCUUGUGAUUUCAAGUUGUUUUUUUUCUUCUUAUUGUCUUUGUGUAAAAUUGUUGUCUGACAGUUGAUGAGAUACAGAGUGAGACAGAGAGAAACGUCAAUGCCUAUCCAAAAUAACGGUAUGUGUAUGUUAAACACUCCUCCAUUCUCGAUGAUGGUACAAUUGGUGUUCAUUACACCAACUCUCUUCUUCCUGUAUGUGUGUGUGUUUGUUUUUAUUGUUAUUGUUAAUUAUUUAUAGGAUAAAUAAGGAGUACAUUACAACUUUUGGCAUCUGCACACUAUCCCCCCCCUGCCAUAUUUAUUGAUCAGUUAUUUUUCUGUUCAUAUGCAUACUGUAAUAAUUUGUGUUGACCUUGAUGAGUGUAAGCAUGCUCAUUGACCUCCUCCCUUGCCUACCCACCAAAUGUGCAUAUACCCCGCCUUGUCUUUGUUCCUCUUCUUUCAGAUUCCUUCUUUUAUGACUUUUAAUGAAUGUGUGGUGGGGGGGGGGGGGCGUGUACUCACGGUGUUCGUUGUGAUGACCCCUAUCAUUAUUAUUAUUAUUAUUAUUAUUAUUAUUAUUAUUAUUGCUAUUAUCACCAUUGGUAAUGUAUAAUUUGGCAUUUCAUCGCUUAUGCUUUUAUUUGUCUCCCAUCUAUUAUUGUUUAUGCUUUGUGUUGAUUUCCUCCAACCUCUUAGUAGUAGAAGUAGUUUUACAUAGGUGAUCAUAUCUGUACAACAUAAAUGCUUCGAUUUCGUAGCGCUUUCUUUUUGUUGGUGUUAAUAUUGACUGUUUAUUUAUUAACUAAAACGUUUUAACACUCUUACUGCUUUAAGUGUUUGCAAUAUUCUUGUUAAGCGUAAUUUUCUCAUCCUCUCAUAUGUGAUCUCUCUGAACUAGUCAGAAUGGAUAUGUAGGGCUUAAAUCUGGUUACACUUCUUUUCCAGUUGGCCAUCUAUAUGCUGAUAGUAUUAGUAAUAAUAAUGACAAUAAUAAUGCCAACUUUUCAUCAGUGACCUUGACCUAUUUAUUUAUUUAUUCUUGUUUGUAAAAUUGCGCCAGAAAUAUCAUCUUUUGUUGUUGUUAACUUUACGCCUUCAUAAAAUCCCUUAUUCCACCUGCUUUCUAUGUUUUUAAACAUUUGAGCGUAUUUUACACCUGACAACAUUCUUCGGUGUUUAUUUUUUCUUUUCUGUGUGUGUGUGUGUGCUGGUCACCUUGACCAGAUAACAAAUUGACUUCAUUUGUCUUA